Molecule: messenger RNA, 7196 nt
Organism: Leucoraja erinaceus (little skate)
Lineage: Eukaryota; Metazoa; Chordata; Chondrichthyes; Rajiformes; Rajidae
Product: kielin/chordin-like protein
Exons: 44
Coding region: 160-5454 (1764 amino acids)
Molecular function (GO): calcium ion binding; protein binding
Source: RefSeq, a predicted model, not a curated record
UUGUCUCUCUCUCUGCGUCCCAGAUCGGUGCAGUCUCCCGGAGAGUGCGGGGAGAAACGGAGCAGUGCCGCCCAAGGGCGGCGGGUUGUCGGCUUGCAGCGGACCAUUACUUGCAGUGAGAUCUUCGCCGAGCGCUCGCCGCUCGCUUCCUCGCACCGCAUGGCGAUGAGUGGGCUGAAGACGCUGUGUGUGCUGCUAUGUGUGCUGAGGGCAGAUGGCAGGGGCUAUCCGGGCAGGAAGCGAGGAGUUCAGAAACACUACAGCACCGCUAUGCAGAGGUAUCGUCAUGGUCCUCAUAUGUGCCAGUCGCGAUAUGGAAGUGGCUGCUGCCUGGGCUGGAGGCGAACGCUGGGCAGUGGACUCUGUGUCAUGCCGGUGUGUUCCUUUGGAUGUGGGAAUGGUUACUGCGUUGCACCCAAUCUCUGCUUCUGCAGAGGAGGUCAAGGAAUCUCCUGCUCAGAUGAUGGAAGGUCCAGUCAACUUUUCAGCGAUUUGUUAUUAAACCACUCGGACAGUGAAGGAAACCCACCCUCGUGUUUGAACAUGCACUGUGACCAAAGCUGUGCACUGAUUGGAGGGAUGCCUGUUUGCAGCUGCUACAUUGGUUACUCUCUGGGGAAGAAUGGAAAAACCUGCUAUGAUGUUGAUGAAUGUUCCCGAUAUGGAGGACAAAGCCUUUGUCAGCAAAUUUGUAAGAACAACAUUGGCAGCUACAGGUGCCUUUGUUAUCAGGGAUAUCAACUCUUAGCCAAUGGGCGCACCUGCAUUACUUCCAAAUAUUUUGGCUUAACUGAGGUUUCUGCUUGGUGUGGGGAAUAUGGUUGUGAUAUGAGCUGCAACCACGGUGGCUGUGAAGAGAUGUCUCGUGUGUGUCCUGUGGGCUUCACCAUGAUUGAAACCAGCAUUGGAAUCAGUUGCAAAGAUAUCAAUGAGUGUUCCACAGCGUCUUGCAAAGGGCAGUGUGUGAAUAAGGAAGGCGGAUUUGUGUGCGACUGCAGAGCAGGAAUGCAGCUUUCCCCUGACAAGCACAGCUGUGUGGAUAUCGAUGAAUGUGCAGGAAACGGGUCCCCGUGUCAACAAAGGUGUCAGAAUGUGAUUGGCAGCUUUAAGUGUUCCUGUAGGCCUGGCUACUACCUUCAUAACAAUGGGCAUUUGUGUACAGAUGUGAAUGAGUGCCGGUGGGUGGGGGAGAGCCGAGUGUGCCACCAUUCUUGCCACAACACUUUUGGCACCUAUCUCUGCUCCUGCCGUGCUGGCUUCCGACUUCAGACCGACAGGAGGUCAUGUGAAGAUAUUGAUGAAUGUAAGGAAGAUGUCUCUCUUUGUAAAAGCCGUUGCCUCAACGUCAUAGGAUCAUAUCGCUGUGCAUGCAUGGAGGGUUUCCUGAUGGUUGAAGGCCAGUGCCAAGACCGAGAUGAAUGCUCAUAUCAUAGUGGAAGGAUUUGCCAACAAGCAUGCAUGAAUACAGUGGGAAGUUUCCUUUGUUCCUGUGAGGAUGGAUAUUCACUCGCUGCUGACGACUUUUCUUGUGUAGACAUGGAUGAGUGUGAAACAUUUGGAGACGCACUCUGUGAGCACAAGUGCAUUAAUACAAUAGGUAGUUUCAAGUGUUCUUGCCCCCUUGGCUAUGAGAUGUUUGCUGAUGGACAGAUGUGUAUAGAUGUGAAUGAAUGUGAGAAGAGUAAUUGCUCCCACCACUGUGCGAAUACUCUGGGCAGCUUCCAGUGCUUAUGCCCACAUGGAUAUACUCUGCACACUAAUGGCCACAAUUGUCAAGAUAACAAUGAAUGCGCUGCCUCUGGAAAUGGCCAUUGUGUUCACAACUGUGUCAACACAGCUGGAAGUUACUACUGCACCUGUCACCCAGGUUAUCGGCUCCACUUUAACAGACAUUCCUGCAUCCCUGACCGUGUCUGCCAAUCUUGUCAAAGUGAAUGUCCCACUGGAUUUAGCCUUCUACCUAAUGGAGUUGACUGUACAGAUAUUGACGAGUGCCUGUCCAAUCCAUGCUCUCAUCAUUGUCAUAACACUGAGGGAAGUUUCUAUUGUACCUGUCCGGAUGGCUUUCGCUUAAAUGUGAACAACACCUGUACAGAACCCCCACUUGCCCCAGGUCCAGUAAUGGAAUCUCUCAAGCAACCUUUCCCAGCUGCUAUUCUGGGCACUCCCUGGACACCGCCAACAUCCUGCAGGUUUAAUGAGAGCUUACAUCAGGAUGGCAGCACCUGGACAGUGUCUGACUGUGUUAAGUGCAUCUGUGAGUUGGGAUCAGCCGUAUGUACCACAUGCCCUUCACUACCUUGUACCAAGACGGAGCUGCUGCCAGGGGUCUGCUGUCCUGUUUGCAAGUCCUGUGUUUCCGAUGGAAGCAUCUAUGCCCACAACUCCUCAUGGAUUUCACCAUCCCAGCCCUGUUUGACCUGUUCCUGUCAGGAAGGCGAGGUGCUUUGCCAAUUUAUUGUUUGCAAAACCUCCUGUAGCCAUCAGGUUCUUGAAGAAGGUCAAUGCUGUGGAACAUGUGAAAAUUGUCUCUAUGAAGGCAGAACUGUGGACCAUGAAGCUGUUUUCUCUCCCUCCAAUGACAAUUGUACUCUUUGUGCCUGCAUUUCUGGAAAUGUGAAAUGUAUCACACCUGAGUGCCCUCCUGUUACAUGCAAGAAACCAGUUCAGUUGGAUUGUUGCCCUUCAUGUCCAGCUGAGUGUAUUGACCAAGGCAUUGUGUAUCCCCAUGGGGCAGAAUUUACCCGGCCUGGCACUGACUGCAUCAGCUGUGCAUGUUUGAAUGGUGAAGUGGAGUGUUAUUACAGGCCUUGCCCAGUGUUGGAAUGUGCAAGAGAGGAAUGGUUUAUAGAGCCAAACCAAUGCUGCUUUACUUGCCGCCAGGAUAAGUCCCUGGUAGGCUGUUACAUAGAUGACAAUGGAAUUGAGUUUCCGGUUGGACAGAUAUGGUCACCUGGUGAUCCUUGUGAAGUGUGCGUGUGUCAGGCAGAUGGUUCAAUUGUCUGUAAGAGGACUGAAUGCCUUGAGACCUGUGCACACCCUAUUCUAAUUCCUGGCCAGUGCUGCCCUGACUGCUCUGCAGGUUGUGCCUAUGGUGGGAUGAUUUAUCAAAAUAACGAGACCUUCCCCUCAACUGCAGAUUCUUGCCUGGCCUGCAUCUGUCUGUCUGGAUCUGCUGCCUGCUCUCCUGUGGAGUGCAAAGUUCGCUGCACUUAUCCUUUCCAUUCUGAAGGCGAGUGCUGCCCCCUUUGCAUGGACUGCAACUAUGAAGGAAGGAAGGUCACCAAUGGGCAAACUUUUCAACCUGAACACAGACCCUGCCACCAUUGCGUCUGCCAAUUGGGAGAAGUAAGCUGUGAAGUUCGGAAGUGUGAGCCUCCUUCCUGUGAACAUCCACAUCCCGUCCCAGGUGACUGCUGCCCAACAUGCUCAGUCUGUCUGUAUGAUGGUCAGAUUCUAGAAGACGGGACUUAUUACAUCUCUGCCGCAGACCCUUGUGUCGUCUGUCUUUGUACGAAAGGCAAUGUGGAGUGUGACUGGAAAGGUGACAGCUGCACUGAGCUGGAGUGUGAACAGCCUCUGCAUCAUGUUCCUGGCACAUGCUGCCCCAUAUGUUCUGCUUUGUCUAUGUCUUCAACUUCUACUGAGACAUCAGGACUACAUCCUCCAAUCACAGACAAUACUCUCCCUGAAAUACCAGUACCAACACAAUCCUAUCAAAGCCCUCAGCAAGCAACAGCUCAACUACCCACCUCUGAUGCAGAAGUUGCAUUGACAUCCUUGGCUCCUUUAAGCAGCGCAACAAGCAAAAAGUACAAUCUGAACCAAAUUAUACCCUGGAGCAUCAAGAGGAAGCAAGCACGGGAAUUAAAUACGUCAUCAGAGAGUCAAGGCAUUGCCGCAAUAAAACAACCAAUGACAAUGGAAAUGAACAAUCAUUCAGAUGGCAUCUCUUGGGAGAAUUCCAAGUCAGGAGUUGUGCUUACACCGGCAGCAACAACUGAAACCACUUUGUCAGAGUCUGCAGAAAUCAAAGAUGAGAUUGUCCAGGAAGACUUAAGUUGUCUGGAUGAAGAUGGAGUGGUGUUCAGCCAUGGGCAGAAUGUUCCCAGAGAAGAUCCCUGUACAAUAUGCCUGUGUUUGGAAGGCACAGUUCUGUGCGAGUCACAGAAGGAACAGUGCCAAGUCUUGCUGUGCGAUGUAAUGCAACAGAUGACUCCAGAGGGCCAUUGUUGCCCCAUUUGUAUUGAUUCACGCUGGUGUGUGCACCACAAUCAAAUACGUGAGGCUCAAACCCAAUGGCUUCAUGGGUGUGAUCUCUGUCAUUGUAACAAUGGAAAUGUGGAGUGUCAAACCAAAUCCUGUUCUGUUCCCAACACCUGCCCACCACAAUACAUCUUAUCCCAGCCCGAGGGAGAGUGCUGCACGACCUGUGUAAAAAUCAAACCACAGAAUUCUUCCUGCACUGUGUUUGGGGAGUCCCAUUACAUGACCUUUGAUGGGCUGUUCUAUGACCUCAAUGGAGCUUGCGCCUAUCUUUUAGCCAAGGACUGCGAGUCAAACCGUUUCAAUGUAGUUUACUAUAAUAAAAUAAAUGGAAAUUCCUCUCAGUUUGGGAAAAAGACCCUGAUUGUACAGACUGAAAAUAGAACCAUCGAGCUUUCAACUGGGAGCCUAAUCCAGGUGAACAAUACAGAAGUGGAACUAACAUAUUCUGCAUCUAACAUCUCCAUUCAUCAUUCAGGACUUUAUGUAAUUUUGCAGCUGCCAUCAGGCCUUAGCAUCACUUGGGAUGGGAACAAUUUUGUAGAACUUAAUGCCCAUCAAUCGUUGCAGUCAAAAUUGUGUGGACUGUGUGGCAACUAUAAUGGAAACAAGUCAGAUGAUUUUGCGCUACCAGGUGGUGAAGUGGUUUCGUCGCCAAUUGAGUUUGGAAAUGGUUGGCUCAUCAAACAGAAGAAUGAUAGUUUGUGCACUACCAAAAGUACUGAAGAUCCUUGCAAUGGAACUGGGCGUCAUUACCACCAUUCAGCAAACAACACUUGCAGCAUUAUCAUGGGUCCCUCAUUUGAACCAGCACAUGGCAGCAUUGACCCACAGCCUUAUUACAGGGCUUGUCUGGAAGACUCGUGCGCCUGUGUAGAACAGACAGGCUGCCUCUGCAGCAUACUGUCAGCCUAUGCUUUUCGAGCCUUGAGGCUUGGAAUCAUCUUAACCUGGAGGAACAAAACGCUAUGUGGUGUAACUUGCAAUGGUGGGUCAAGUUACAGUGAGUGCAGCUGCCAGCAAACCUGUGCAACACACCUGUGGUCGGACAUUCGAUGUUCCACAAGCUCCUGUGUACCCGGUUGCCAGUGCUCUGCAGGUCUCCUCAUGCAUCAAUCAAAUUGUUUGCCACCUUCACUCUGUCCACUGGAAUCACUCCACCCACCCAACUCCGAUCCAGGUUUCUGAUGUCACAGCGAUGUGUUCAAAUAACCACCGUUACAUUUACUGCAAAUUCUAUGGUUUCAUGAUGAGAAGUGCUGGUGAGCCCUCACUGAAUGGAUAUGAACUCCGCAACUGGUCUGAGACUGGAGGACAUACACUGGAGUCUGAGUGUCAACUUCAAGGCCUGCGGCAUUGUGAAGUAUUUUAUGUUAGAUACCAAAACUGUGAACUACUGAUCAAUAGAUUAAUGAACAAUAUUUUAUUUAUUAUGAUGGUACAACUCCCAUAUUAUUACCUCAUUAGAAUCAAAAACUACUUUUGUACAGUAUUGUAUUAUUACUCUUUACAGCAGUCUUUUUUUGGAAUGUAAUAUUUGAAUAAUAAUGGAUUUUGUGCAUGAAAUAAGGGAUUGGAGUGGCAUUAAUAUACUGUUAUUAAUAAUUUUAUAACUCUUUGAUAUCCUUUAAUGCCUCACCUGAAUUUUUCUUAAUUUUUUUUUGAUCAAGGUGUAACACCAUUGUAUAUGUUUUUGUAAAAAAUAUAUUUUUUCAUUAUUUUCAGUUGACUUUUUUUUCAAGUGUAAGUGCCUUCUUUAAAAGAUAUGGAAUUACUUCAAUGAAUUAGUGUGGUCAGAUAUUGAUGUGUUCAUAGACUCUAUCUCACUUGGUUAGCUUCAUUUCAUUAAUGCUCUAUAGCAAUCAAGCUUAUCUACAACAUCUUAAUUCAAUUCAGCCAUUCAUUUCUUUUUGCCAUUCUGACACCUAUUGCAUUGUUGCUGCGACUUCAUCCACUGUCCACCCUUGUCUUGUUCUUCUCGGUCAGGGCACAAAGUGAAGACACAAGGAAUGCAAAUACUGGUUUACAAAAAAGGUCACAGUGUUCAGCAGGUAAUGCAGCAUCUCUGGAGAACAUGGAAAUGUGACGUUUCAGGCCGGGACUCUUCCGACCUAAAAUAUAACCUAUCGAUGUUCUUCAGGGUACAAAGUAAAUUGCUUACUGAGGAUUCUGCAGUAACUCUCUUUUAUGGAAGAAAAGGAGUCAGAAUGGAGAUAAAUAUAACCUUACAGUGAUACCAGCACACUGGAAAAUAAAGACAGAGCUUCUCCUGACUAUAUUUCCUUGAGAAUUAGCUGCAGGCUCAAAAAGAAGAGGAUCACAGCUUCUAAAUUGUAAAUAUCUUUGUGUAAUACCAAAGCCUAGCUAAAUCAUGAACAAAAUACCACCUCCAACGGGAUCCCCCCCGCUGGCCACAUCUUCCCAUCUCCUCUCCUUUCGGCUUUCCGUAGAGACCGCUCCCUCCAUAACUCCUUGGUCAAUUCGUCCCUUCCCACCCAAACCACCUCCUCCCCUGGUACUUUCCCUUGCAACCGCAGGAAAUGCUACACUUGUUGCUUUACCUCGCCCUUCGACUCCAACCAAGGACCCAAGCAGUCUUUCCAGGUGAGGCAGAGGUUCACCUGCACCUCCUCCAACCUCAUCUAUUGCAUCCACUGCUCUAGGUGUCAACAGCUCGACAUUGUUGAGACCAAGCGCAGGCUUGGCGAUCGCUUCGCCCAACAGCUCCUCACACUUUAAAAAAAAAAUUCAAAAUAGACAUUAUUCGAGAAAUAAAUAUAUGCAAUGCAUGAUCCUUACAAAACUCCAUCCGACAUUCUCGGAGGCUAUACGUACAUACAAUACAGUUUCGCCAAAUCACAAUUUUACCCCACACCCUUGCCACUCAUGUGGCCCACUGGUGUGGAAUCCCUUCCCUUAUUUUGAGGGGC